AUGCAACCGAGGACGACCCUGCUCGGACUGCUGCUGGCCGUAACAGCACCAUCUACGGGAUUGAUGCAUAUUCCUAGCCUGGCGGUGAUGCCAUCCAUGCAGGCGAAUGUGGUCGCUAUUUUAUUGACAGCGUUUCGGGAACCGUUCGAACCGACUUUGAUACAGCGGAGAGCCUCAUCCGGGGCAGGUGAGCAAUUGCAUGAGGAUUUUAUCGACGGAAUGAUCAAACAGUUGAACGGACUCAUAGCAGUGCAGUUUGACGACGGUCCAGCAGAUGGAACUUUUCUGAGAAGUGUCUUUUUUGUGGACGAAUAUAAAACUUUUCAGCUGUUGUACCAGGAGCUGUUGUUGAAAGAGUACGAAACAUCCGGAAGAUUCCUGAUUGUGCACAGUGACAUUCUGAACGAAACGGUUGUACGAUUGGUGUUCGAUGAUUUGUGGCGACUGCAGAUUGCCAAUGUCGUUUUAGUUGGAAACACUAAUCGCGGAGUACAACUAUGGUCUUAUGUACCAUAUCUGGAAGGACGCUGCGGUAUGGUAAACUUAGUUCAUCUGAAUUCACCCUAUCAGCUGAAUCUAUUGUAUCCAGAUAAAACAAAAUCCUUCCAUCGAUGCAGAUUCUAUGUCGGGUCAUUUGAGACUUGGCCUUUCACCAUCAUGCGAUAUUCGGACAACGAUACGAGAGGAAUGAGCGGCUUUGAAGGCGAUCUACUGGAUGUUCUGAGUAAAAAGUUGAAUUUCGAAACUACCAUCGUCGAACCGGACCACGGUGAACAGUGGGGUUACGCGUUGAAGGAAAACAGCACCGGGCUGGUAGGGAUGAUUCAACGGCAAGAGGUAGAUUUUGGAAUAUCUUGCCUUGGAAUAUCCACAGCUAGGAAUGAAAUCCUAAAAGCCGGAAUCGCGCACUACACAACAGCGUUGGUUCUGGCAGUUCCCAGAGGCCGUCGUUAUACCGCAUUCGAGAAGCUGUUUCUACCAUUUCAACGAAAUGUUUGGUACGCGGUAGUUAUUUUUGUCACGGGGGCUAUCGUUGUGAUUGCGUUAGUCGAAUGUAAAAACGAUAAUGUACAAAAUUUCGUGUAUGGCAAAGAUAUACGCACUCCAUUUCUAAACCUACUGCAAGUAUUCUUAGGAGUAGCAAUGCAUUCAAUCCCAUCACGGAACUUUGCACGAACCCUUCUCUUUAUGUGGAUGUUUCUUAAUUUGGUGUUACGGGCCCUCUACCAAGGGGCAAUGUAUCGCUUCCUUCAGAAGAAAUCAACGUUGCCUCCGUUUCAGACGCUAGCAGAAAUCGAUCAAACUGAAGCUCUGUACUACGUAGUCGAGUCAGCCGAGCGCUACUACGAAGCCGUACCUUCUCGCUUUGUCAGAGUUCGCCACCUGCCUCGGGAGCAUAACAACAUCAUUCGUCGGCUGAAGUGGCUGUUGAGUCAUCCGGAGUCCAAAGACGUAGUGAUGGGGGCUCUGGAUCACAUGGCCUACCACAACCGACUGUACCGAAGGCGAGGUGGCUUCCAACCCAUCUGUCGCGAGUUCAUUUCUACGUACACGGUCGCCAUCUACUAUCCGAAGAGGUCCAUCCUGACACAACAGUUCAACACCCAAAUCCAACACAUUCAAGCUUCCGGACUAAUGAGCUUCUGGGUAACCCAGUACGGAGAUUACGAAUUCUUCCGACGACCGAAGGAAACCACCGGUCCGAAAAGGCUAAACAAUGAGCAUCUUUUUGGGGCGUACGAAAUUGGCGGAAUAAUGCUAACUACCACCGGAGUUGUGUUUGGCUUGGAGCUGGCUUCGAAAAAGGUUAGAGUUCUGAAGCUGCUAUUAGAUAAACUUUGUAACGUUAAUAAUAAAAAACAAUCAUGA
This is a messenger RNA of Wyeomyia smithii (pitcher-plant mosquito), 1869 nucleotides long. RefSeq lists its product as uncharacterized. NCBI's taxonomy places the organism in Eukaryota, Metazoa, Arthropoda, Insecta, Diptera, Culicidae. The coding region runs from base 1 to 1869 and encodes 622 amino acids. Gene Ontology annotation, cellular component: membrane. The transcript has a single exon. The record is from RefSeq and is a predicted model, not a curated record. Gene Ontology annotation, molecular function: glutamate-gated receptor activity.